Messenger RNA from Psylliodes chrysocephalus, 1415 nucleotides. NCBI's taxonomy places the organism in Eukaryota, Metazoa, Arthropoda, Insecta, Coleoptera, Chrysomelidae. The record is from the annotation of a GenBank genome assembly.
AUUCAAUUCGUAACGUGUUGAGUACGUACAUAAGAAUCCCUGUCUAGUUCUGUUUAGCGGACAUUGCUCCCUCUUUUCGUAGUCUUCUUAUUUACAUUAUACAUAUGGGUGGACAAUCUAUAUGACCAAGACCAAUACAUCAUUGGGGGUCACCGGUCAAACAAGUUCAAGUAUUCUAUUCCAUGUAUGUAUUUCAUUCAGCUUAUUCAAGUUUUUGUGACUGAUUUAACGUUGAACCAAAACACAAUUACCGACGACCGACCCAUAAAGUUUGUAAUGUAAAACAUUCUCAUUAGCCUUGAAUUUUGGAUUCAUUCGCCUGCCUGUUUUAAAUAUUUAUGAUAUACAUUACGGUGCUACUUUACUAAAUUUUCAAUAAAAAUUCAUUCCACUCAGAAGAAGUUUGUCAUUGAAGGAAGGUAAAAUAAUAAUUAAUUAUGGUUCAGGUUGAGGUAUAUAACGUAAGAAACAAGAAACUAGGAGAUAUUUCAGCAUUUAACAGCUCAAAGGUAGGAGAAAUAAAAAAAGAAAUAGCGAAAGUUGCAAAAAUCGCAGUAGAACGUCAGUCCCUUAGAUCUGAAGCCAAGGGAAAAGAUUUGAAAGAUGAUUUAACGAUUCCGAAUCUAGAAUCACUAAGGAAAGUCUAUGUAAAGGAUUUAGGACCCCAAAUAGGAUGGAAUACCGUGUUUCUAUUGGAAUAUGCAGGUCCAUUGUUUAUUUAUGCAGCUGUAGCUACUAGGCCAUGGAUUCUUUAUGGAACUUAUUCUAAUGAACCUGAAAUUACUACAACUGCUAAAAUUGCCCUUGCAUGCUGGAGUGUGCACUAUUUGAAAAGAAUUCUAGAAACUUUAUUUGUACAUCGCUUUUCCCACGGUACAAUGCCCAUAAGGAACCUUUUCAAAAACUGUGGUUACUAUUGGGGUUUUACUCUUUAUGUAGCUUAUCAUACAAAUCAUCCUCUAUUUACACCACCACCAUUACUGUUUCAGAUGGUUGGAUUGGGUUUGUUUGCUAUUUGUGAAGGUGGCAACCUAGCUUGCCAUGUUUUGUUAAGGAAUUUGAGACCUGCAGGCAGCACAGUCAGAAAAAUCCCUAAGCCUGAUAGAUGUCCCCUAAAUAUUCUGUUUGAUUAUGUUUCAUGUCCCAACUACACCUAUGAAGUUGGUUCCUGGAUUGGUUUCACCAUAUUAACCUCGUGCAUACCUGCUGGUUUAUUUACAGCAGCUGGAGCCUACCAAAUGACAAUAUGGGCUCUGGGAAAACACAGAAAUUACAAGAAGGAAUUCUCUGAUUAUCCAAAACAAAGAAAGGCUAUUAUUCCUUUCAUUCUAUAAAUUUAUUUAUUUUCUUAGUUGUUAUUUCAGUGUCUUAAGUUAUGGUCGGUAAAUCGGUUUAAUAAAUGUUUUUUUUUCUAA